Chara braunii is the source of this 1235-nucleotide messenger RNA. The record is from the annotation of a GenBank genome assembly. Lineage: Eukaryota; Viridiplantae; Streptophyta; Charophyceae; Charales; Characeae.
CUAUGGCGGUUCUGGAAUCAGCUAUCGAGGAUGCGUAUGGGGAAAUUAUGUUAUCCCAUCCCUCCUUCAAAAUGAGGAGUUCGCCAGAACUCCAGGGCAUUAGGUUUGACUUAGUCCCAUCGGCAAAAACGAGAUUCCAAGAAUCUCUGGUCAUUGAUCUUGCAGAGGAUGGGCACAUGAACAUAGAGGUAGUUUGCUCGGAGACUCCAUGGUGCGAAGUUUGUCGAAGAUUCUACCACUGGUCAUCUGAUAACGCAUGUCCUGCAAGGAACAAGUCAAGCACGGUCGAGAACGGCAAAAAGUCUGCCUCAAACGGCAAAUUACAACAGGACAAAAUUCAACUCGUCAGUGACAAGGAAAAGGGGAAGGAUAAAGAAGAGAAACGGGAGGAGAGAGUAAUCAAGGAGAAAUCUGACGAGGGUUGCAAAGAUGAUCAGGGGAACAAGGAUAAAGGGGGCCCGAGCAGGGAAGACAGAAACAAGGGAAAGAAAAGGGGAGGCAAAGUGAAACUGAAGGCCAAGAAACACGUGCAUCCGGUCGUGAGGAAGAAGUGGUCAUACAGGGUAGUCUCUUCAAGAAAAGGGGCUGACAUUGAGGACCAUAGGGAAGGAAUGGAAGAGGGAGAUAUGGGACAGGAGGCCACCCCGACACCGGUAAAUGAAACCCGAAAUGAAGCCAAUGGACCCCAGAGCCUAGUAGAGGAACCCACAAGGAUGGUUUCAGAGAAAGUCUCUGUAUCCGGGGAGGAACAUGCCUCCACGAAGAAAAAACGCGAUGGUUCUCCGGAGGAAAUUUUGGAAGAUGAUGUUGUCGAAAUCCGUGACUCGGACACAGAUGAGGAUGAGGGAAUGUCAGAAGAGGAGUCAACUGAGGAAUCGGAUGAGGAUUUCGAGGAGAAUGAAGGGAUUAUAGAAGAAGAGGAAGAGGAAGAAGAAUUGGUUGGAAAGAUGAGUGAGGAUAGAGAAGGAGAAGGGAAUGGGAAAGGGGACAAGGAUCUGAGACAAGAGGCAGAGGGGGAAGGGGGGAAAUUAGAAGGGAAAGAAAAGGGGGUUGUCGGAUACUUAGACAAAGGGGAGGGAAACAAGGAGGAGAUGUUAUCCAUAUGGGACGAAGAUAUCUACACAAGACCGGAAACCCAAGCAUCCUCUGCUUCGACGGAGUGAGAGAGCCGCAUCCAACAGAGCGGCGAUGUCGGACCUGUAAAUGGUCUUACCUAGUAAAAUACGUAUCACUUC